This is a messenger RNA of Peromyscus leucopus (white-footed mouse), 3925 nucleotides long. RefSeq names its product methylenetetrahydrofolate dehydrogenase (NADP+ dependent) 2 like (gene Mthfd2l). The record is from RefSeq and is a predicted model, not a curated record. Lineage: Eukaryota; Metazoa; Chordata; Mammalia; Rodentia; Cricetidae. Gene Ontology annotation, cellular component: mitochondrion. Gene Ontology annotation, biological process: tetrahydrofolate interconversion. Bases 1837 to 2706 code for a protein of 289 amino acids. The transcript is spliced from 8 exons. Gene Ontology annotation, molecular function: methylenetetrahydrofolate dehydrogenase (NAD+) activity; methenyltetrahydrofolate cyclohydrolase activity; methylenetetrahydrofolate dehydrogenase (NADP+) activity.
GCGGCGGGGCCUGCGGAGGCCGGAGCAUGGAGAGCCUGUGCACCCGGGACCGGGGCCCGCGCUCCGGGGCCGGGGCUCCGCGUCCUGCUGCAGCCGCGGCGGGUAAGGCGCUCAGGACGGAGGGCGGCGAGCGUGGGCAGCGCGCUUGGACCCUGCCUUUCUUUGUUCGGGUUGUUAGGGUGCCAGCCAGAGCAGGCGUUGUGUAGACAGUUAAGGAGCGUUUCAGUUUCUCUGUGUCUUUGUCACCGGCUUGGCUGAAGUCCUUCCCACAUCUGAACGUCUUCAUGCUUUCACAAAGCUGCCUGGUGAGGCUGGCCUCUCCGCCUUUCCCUGGCUGGCUCUUGCCAGCCUUCCGCACGUUGGCCGUCUUUUUGCUUUCGUUGAUCUCUUUGGGUUUGGCUGCUGGUGAGGACAAUGCAAGGACACGGUGGUGCCCGGGAACACGCCACCCUGCCUCGUCUUCCCUGGUCUGUUGGAGAAUCCAACCUAUGGAACAACAGUUCAUAGUGUCUUGUCCAGAGCCAGUGAGGUCGGAAAAACUCAUUCGUCCACUCUCAGGGAUCCCAGUGAUGUACUUUCACUACUCUGGUUGGAGACUCACUUGUCCUAUAUUCACUUUGCGUCCUCCAGGUCCAACGUUCUUGGAGGAAAGUGAGCCAUGAUGCCGUGCUUAUCGAUGCUGUUUUUAGUUUAACGCCUCAUCAUAUGCAUUUGGGUCUUAGUCUUGAGUCACUGAAAUUUAAAGUAUUUCCUGUAGGUUUUACCUCGAAGAUGGCUCACAGUGACUUGGUCUAUAAAGGAUUAUAGAUGUGAAAUGUGUGAAAAUGACAGUGGGUUGGAUUUCUAUUGUUGUACGCUGUCGCUGUGCUGGAAUUUGCUGUUUCGCUCUAUAGUGCCAGUCUGCUCUGCCCCUGGUAAGGACAGAUUAUGUAGGGUUCUGUUUGUAUUACAGAAUCAAAGGAGUUAUCUGCUAACGACGUUCCAUUAAAAUCAUUAUCCUUUGAAUUUCAAGUUUUUUAGCGCUUCCCUCCAGUAAGGAUAAUCUUUUUGGUAAGGGUACAAGUUGAUUAAUGUCUUCAUCAGCUCAGUGUCUCUAUCACCCCGUUUGUUCCAUGCCCAGUGCCUACCGAAUGAGUCACAAACAAUAGUCAGAAUCCCGAUAUUGGGUUGUGCUUCUUACACAGAAACACAUAGACAUCACCCAUCCACUUAGGGAGAUUCCCAUCUUGUAACUUGUAUUUGGGUCUGGUGGGAGGCCCUGGGUUUGAACUCUGAUAUCACGCACACAGAGAAGACAUUUAAUGGCCUCCUAAUAAUUAAAAGUAGCCAGUACAGUGAAUUUCGGAAGGGUGUUUUUCAAAACGUGGUGAUUAAAGAUACUACGUUGAGCUUGCCUGUUUUCCAUUCUGUUUGGCAUAGAUUACAAUUGUGAAAAGAAAUAUGAGUUGUAAUGGUUUCAUUUUUAAGAUAGCACUCAUCAAGUUAGGAUAAGGUGGUAUUUUUUGACAUUUCUUUUGGCACUGAACACCAUAUCUGAAGGUGAGGUUGGCUGUAAGCAUGAGAAACACCCGUAGACGGGUGGUGUAUCUCGGGUGGGGAGGAAAAAUUCGGACAGUGUGUUGAUGCUUAUUGGUGUCUCUUUUCUCUUCUAGGACCAGCAGAGAGAAGAGAUUCCAUCUUCCAGAGGUCGCCACUGUCUGCCUCCCCACUCAGUCAACUUUUUUAGUGACACCUUCUUUGUCAGGUCCCUCACAGUGAUUGUCACAAAUUAACAUCAUUCCUAUUGACGUGAAAUUUGAACCAGGACACGAAGCCAUUAUCAUCUCAGGAACUGAAAUGGCCAAACAAAUCCAAAAAGAAAUACAGCAAGGUGUGGAAUCAUGGAUUGCUCUUGGGAACAGGAGACCCCACCUCAGUAUCAUUUUAGUGGGAGAUAACCCAGCAAGCCACACCUAUGUCCGGAAUAAGAUAAAAGCUGCUUCCGCUGUAGGUAUCUGCAGCGAGCUCAUUCUAAAGCCCCAGAGCAUUUCUCAGGAGGAACUUUUGGAUAUCACUGAUCAGCUGAACAUGGACCCAAGAGUCAGUGGUAUAUUAGUUCAGCUACCACUUCCAGACCAUGUGGAUGAAAGAACAAUAUGCAAUGGAAUCACCCCAGAAAAAGAUGUAGAUGGAUUUCAUAUUAUCAAUAUUGGAAGACUGUGCCUUGAUCAGCAUUCUCUGAUACCUGCCACUGCCGGUGCUGUUUGGGAAAUAAUAAAAAGAACAGGAAUUGAAACAUUUGGGAAAAACGUGGUUGUAGCAGGAAGAUCCAAGAACGUGGGCAUGCCGAUCGCCAUGCUACUGCACACGGAUGGAGAGCAUGAGCGCCCUGGAGGUGACGCAACGGUGACAAUAGCUCACAGAUACACUCCCAGAGAACAACUGAAGGUCCAUACCCAGCUGGCAGAUAUUGUCAUCGUGGCUGCAGGUAUUCCCAGGUUGAUUACGGCUGACAUGGUUAGAGAAGGCGCAGCAGUGAUUGAUGUGGGCAUCAACUAUGUUCAAGAUCCUCUGACAGGAAAGACUAAACUAGUUGGAGAUGUGGACUUUGAAGCUGUUAAGAAGAAAGCCAGCUAUAUCACUCCAGUGCCGGGAGGUGUGGGACCCAUGACCGUGGCCAUGCUUCUGAAGAACACACUUCUGGCUGCCAAGAGCAUCAUUUACUAGGUCACACAGGAGAAUACAAAAAAUGAAUAGUGCUGCUUAUUUAUUUGACAAUAGGCAAAAUUCAUUCUAUUUUACUACAAAGCUAUUUAUUUCUACAUUGUAUUUAUUUUUUCAUCAGUAGAAUCAUUGUAGAACUGAUUAUUUACACAACUUUAUGGAUUUCUUGCUAAUAGAUUUUGAGUUUUUGGAAAAAACAAAACAAUUACAAUGAUAAUUUUGGUAACAGUUCUUUAUUUUAUGGAUAUUUGUUUAUAAUGUUAAAACAAAUGAAGAAUUCAUAUUUAGUAAAUAUAUUUUUGACAUAACCUAAAUAUCACAUACAGUAUGUUUUCAAUAACUGUUUUGCCAACCAAAUGGGUGCCAUGUAAACUGUAAAUUGUUAUAACUGUGAUUUUUUUUAAUAUAGUUCAUAUUCUAGGUUAUCUGUUGAAAAAGAGCUCAUUUGUUAAGAGGAAGAUAGAAUGUUGAAAAUGAAGUCUUAAUUUCAGUUAUCUCCUGGCAUACCAUAAGGCAAUCCUAUGGAAAAACUGAUGUUUAUUUAAGAAACAAAAACUAUUUAGGCAAAAACUGUUAUGCUACUUGGAAACCUGAAAAAUGAUUACUUGGUGUAAUAGAAGGGCAUGGGUGUUAGGCUCUCACAAUAUCUAUUUCACUGGUGCAGUAUAAGACCAUGUGGUUUCCAUAUUGUUCAUUUCACUUCACUGAUGAUAACAGAAAAAUCUCACAACAAAUGAGUGUACAAAGUCAAACGAAAGUAAUUUCCCCACAAAUAUCAACCAAAUACAACGCUGAUGCUACAUGUAUGAAUCUGUCAUUAAAGAACUGUGAUAUAUUUAUUCACAGGAGCAGAAAUCUGAUAGAAUUAUAAUGCUUUCAUUUUGUUAAAAUUGAUCCUUGGGAUAUAACUAAAAGCUAGUCUUUAUGUACACAUUUCGUCUCUUUUCUAGGAUAGCGUUUGGUUACUAACACAGAUGCUAUGUUUCUAAUUCAAUUCAAAUUGGGAAAUCUGUGUGACUGUUAAUUAAAGGCUAUUGAAUGACUAGAUCCAUAUAAUUGGUACUAAGGUUUCAUACCCAGAUCCCAGUAUAUUUAUGUACUAAUAAUGGUCCUUGUUCAAUGCAUGGUUUUUAUUGGUGUGCCUCUUGAUCCUUUUUGUGAAAAUAGACUAGCGGUUUAUAAUAAUAUUUCAAUUGUCCAAUAAAAGCAAUUUGAAGAAGAA